GCGCCGGGGGGGGCUCCCGGGCCGCCGGCCGAGAGCUGGGCCGGGCCGGUGCCGCUGGCCGGCGGCAAGCAGGACGGAGCGGGGGAUGCCAGCGGCCGGCAGCGGAACCAGGCGGUGCUGCCCGGGCACGGAGCGGCUCCCGCGGCCGCCAAGGAGAGCGAAGGAGCGGGGAGCACCGAGCCGGGCCCUGCGGUAUCUCCGACCGAGAGCAAGUGGAGGAGCGCGGGCAGGAGGAGCAACAUGGGCGCCGGCGGCGGCUCCCCCGGGCAGGCGGCGUGUCUGCGGCAGAUCCUGCUGCUGCAGCUGGACCUCAUCGAGCAGCAGCAGCAGCAGCUGCAGGCCAAGGAGAAGGAGAUCGAGGAGCUCAAGGCCGAGCGCGACACGCUCCUUGCGCGCAUCGAGCGCAUGGAAAGGAGAGUUCAGCUGGUGAAGAAGGACACAGAGAGAGAAAAGCACAGGAUCUUCCAGGGCUUCGAGGUGGACGAGAAGGCAGAAGCAGAGAAACUGCCGCUGGAAUGCCCACAGGAACUGCUGGAGCCCUCACAAACCCUGCAGCCCAAGCACUUCCCCUACGGCCGGAAUGGGAAGGGGCAUAAAAGAAAAACAGCGUUUGGGAGCACGGAGAGGAAAACGCCUGUGAAGAAGUUGGUGUCCGAGUUCUCAAAGGUGAAGGGGAAAAGUCUGAAGCACUCUCCGGUGAAAGAGGAGUCGAGUGGUUCUUUGUCUGAAACUGUUUGCAAACGAGAACUGAGGAGCCAAGAGACUCCAGAAAAAAACAGGUCGCUGCUGGAGACCCCACUCAGACCCUCUGCCCCAUUGAAGGGCCCCAGCAGCCACCCCAAGGAAAAGGGCUUCUUCAGCGAGAUAGACGAUCUGCCCUACCUUUCCACCACGGAAAUGUACUUGUGUCGCUGGCAUCAGCCCCCCCCAUCACCGUUGCCGUUACGAGAGCCCUCCCCAAAGAAGGAGGAGACUGUAGCAAUUCCAUCUUGGAGGGACCAUGUUGUGGAGCCCCUACGAGACCCCAACCCCUCAGACAUCCUGGAGAACCUCGAUGACAGCGUGUUUUCCAAACGGCAUGCAAAACUGGAGCUGGAUGAGAAACGAAGGAAAAGAUGGGACAUCCAGAGGAUCAGGGAACAAAGAAUUUUACAGCGACUGCAGCUCAGAAUGUAUAAAAGGAAAGGAAUUCAGGAGUCGGAGCCUGAAGUUACCUCAUUUUUCCCUGAGCCGGAUGAUGUGGAAAGCUUGCUGAUCACCCCCUACCUGCCCGUCGUUGCCUUUGGCCGCCCCUUACCCAAACUGACCCCACAGAACUUUGAGCUGCCCUGGCUGGAUGAGCGCAGCCGCUGCCGGCUGGAGGUGCAGAAGAAGCAGACUCCCCACCGGACCUGCAGGAAAUAGCAGCGUGGUGGAGCCGGGAGCUCUCUGUGCACGUUGCUCAGUCCCUGCCCCGUCUUCGUUCUCGUUCAGGGUUGGUUUUGUUCCUUCUAUGGCCCAGUUUUGUUCAGUUUUCUUUUCAACACGUUGCAGACUCAU
Coturnix japonica (Japanese quail) is the source of this 1539-nucleotide messenger RNA. RefSeq names its product MSL complex subunit 1 (gene MSL1). Gene Ontology annotation, molecular function: chromatin binding. Lineage: Eukaryota; Metazoa; Chordata; Aves; Galliformes; Phasianidae. Gene Ontology annotation, cellular component: MSL complex. The record is from RefSeq and is a predicted model, not a curated record.